AUGAUGGUAGCAAAUAAGUGUGAAAAUGUGAUAAUAAUUGGUGACUUAAACCAAAACACAGUGAGUGAGGCAUUUAACACACUCAUGGUUGUGCACGACUUGCACAACUAUAUCACCUUUCCCACUCACCGCUCUGGAUCAUCCUUCGAUCCAGUCGUGACCGACCUUCCCUCCGAUACCAUACAGUGUUCUUCCCUAGACUUUGUGGGCACUUCGGACCAUGUGGCAGUCCUCACAAGGAUUAGUUUCAAGAGGCCACGUGAGGAGUGCUACACUCGAACACUGUGGAGGUGGGAGAAGGCAAACUGGCAGGCUAUGCGAGCCUCCCUCAAAACUACUGACUGGGAUGAAGUGUUAUGUGGAGACACUGACCAGCAGGUGGGGCAGUUCACAGAGCUGCUUCACACCCUGCAGGACCGCUGGGUGCCCCACUCCACACACCAAACCAAGGCAUCAGACCAACCCUGGUUUGGACCAGAAUGUCGAGCUGCCUCUGACGCAAAGUACCGUGCCUGGCUCACCUUUAAGAGGCAUCCCACAGCAUGGAACAGGCAGCGACACAGGGAGGCAACCGACCACAUGAGGGCUACUCAAGAGUGGGCCUCUGACCAAUGGGUGACUGAUCUCAAGAGGAAGCUGCGGGCGGCCAGUGCUUACGGACCAGCAGGUGGCCAAGUAUCUGGAAAGUGGCUAGUGUUGUGCCAGUACACAAGAAAACGAAAGAACAGUGGCAAAAACUAUCGUCCGGUGUCCCUGCUGCCUGUGCUCAGCAAGGUGCUCGAGUCCAUAGUGGCCUCAAGAGUCACAGAGCACCUUGAGAAGCACCACCUACUGUGUAGUCGGCAGUUUGGGUUCAGGCCGGGCAGAUCGGCCGCUGACCUUCACCUGCUGCUCACCUCGGAAUGGAGUGCUGCUCUGGACGCAGGCAAGGCCACUGCAGUUGUUGCCCUUGACAUCGAAGGGGCUUUUGACAAGGUGUGGCCUGCAGGCCUCCUUGCAAAGCUCCGUGCUGCAGGUGUGGAUGGGCCCAUCUUGUUGCUGUUUGGAGAUUACUUGAGAGAGAGGAAUCUCAAAGUAGUCAUUGAUGGCCAAGAGUCUGAACAGCAUGCAGUAAAAGCAGGUGUUCCUCAGGGAAGCUGUCUCGGCCCCCUGCUCUGGAACAUCUACAUAAACGACCUCCUGCACUUAAUCCCCAGUGUAAGAGCUUAUGCUGAUGACCUCACGCUGGCUCAGAGCUUCAGCUCAGCUGAGGACACUGCCACGGCCGACCACAUGAACGUUACCCGGAACAGCAUUGUGUCGUGGGACAGCAAGUGGCAAGUAAAAUUUGCCCCAAACAAAACACAAAUGACAAUCAUCUCAAGGUCAAGGACGCCCCUUCAGCUCAGCCUUGAGGGGAAAACUAUACGGCAGCAAGACGAGAUGGAUGUACUGGGGGUCACAUAUGACUUUGCGCUGACCUUCAGGCACCACAUAGAGCGUCUAGCCAGGGAGGCCUCAGGUAAGCUGGCGUCACUCAGGAGGAUGUCGUGGCUCCUUGACGACAAAGGCCUGGAGAUAUUGUACAAGGCUCAAUUCGUUCCUCCCUGGAGUACUCGUGUCUUGCGUGGGGAGGAGCGGCGAGCAGGCAUCUUUCCCUGUUGGACAGGGUACAGGCUCGGGCAGUGAGGCUCAAAGGACAGUGGGGCCAGAAAUGAGCCAAAGCUCCACUCCCUUCAGCAUCGCAGGGACGUAGUGGGCCUAGCUGUGAUGUACAAAAUACAGCAACAGCGAAUCCCGCAUCUCCAAGCUCUCCGCCACCCCCUGCGGCGGGCACAAGUGACCGACCACUCGGGCUGUCACUUUAAUGCCUGGUGAAUUAUUUCAGUGCCGAUGCCGUACUUGGCACCAUCAACGUCAGUACGUUCACCAUUAUGGUAAAUCAGGAACACUUUAAUUGCUGCACAGAUAGACUUCAGUGAAAUGAAUCUGCAGCAAUUCAAGAAGUGUGUCAACAUCUGGUUGCCAUAAGCAACAGAGUAACAACUGUUAAAAACAUUUAGAGUUAGGCUUUUACAUAGGGAACACUAAAAAUGUUCCCUUUAGCCUGUAAAGUGCUACAUCAUAUGUAAAAAUAUUUUGUAACAUACUCUUCAACUAUGUAUUGAUUUGUGUAAAUAAAAAAAAAAAAGAGACAGGGGGGGAGAAGAGAAGAGAGAGAGAGAGAGAGAGA
Portunus trituberculatus (swimming crab) is the source of this 2212-nucleotide messenger RNA. RefSeq lists its product as uncharacterized. Lineage: Eukaryota; Metazoa; Arthropoda; Malacostraca; Decapoda; Portunidae. The record is from RefSeq and is a predicted model, not a curated record. Bases 1 to 1668 code for a protein of 555 amino acids. The transcript has 3 exons.